This is a messenger RNA of Lycium ferocissimum, 2310 nucleotides long. Its product is annotated as 9-cis-epoxycarotenoid dioxygenase NCED1, chloroplastic. Lineage: Eukaryota; Viridiplantae; Streptophyta; Magnoliopsida; Solanales; Solanaceae. The coding region runs from base 144 to 1967 and encodes 607 amino acids. Gene Ontology annotation, biological process: carotene catabolic process. The record is from RefSeq and is a predicted model, not a curated record. The transcript has a single exon. Gene Ontology annotation, cellular component: chloroplast stroma. Gene Ontology annotation, molecular function: carotenoid dioxygenase activity.
UCUCCCAUCACAACUCACCUUCAAAAAAAAACAACUCUCAUUUCCCACCUCUUUUCUCUCUAAAAAUUCUCACAUUUUCCCCUUCACAACACACCCCAAAACUAGCACCUUACUAUACACAAAAACAUCAAAAAUAGGUAGUCAUGGCCACUUCUUCUCCUGCUACAAAUACAUGGAUUAAACCCAAGAUAUCAAUGCCAUCAUCAAGAGAGUUUGGUCAUUCUUCAAACUCAAUUUCACUACUCAAAAACAAGCCUAAUAAAAUCACUUGCUCUCUUCAAGCUCCACCUAUCCUUCAUUUCCCUAAACAACAAUCUUCAAAUUAUCAAACACCUAAAACAAAUACCAUUCCCACUUCAAAACCAACCACAAAAAUUUCACACCCAAAACAAGAAAAUAAAUCCUCCUCCUCUUCUCCUUGGAAUUUAGUACAAAAAGCAGCAGCAAUGGCUUUAGAUGCUGUAGAAAGUGUUUUAACAAAACACGAACUUGAACAUCCUUUACCAAAAACAGCUGAUCCACGUGUCCAAAUUUCCGGUAACUUCGCUCCUGUACCGGAAAAUCCAGUCACUCAAUCACUUCCGGUCACCGGAAAAAUACCAAAAUGUGUUAACGGUGUAUACGUUCGUAACGGAGCUAACCCGUUAUUCGAACCAACAGCUGGUCACCAUUUCUUUGAUGGUGAUGGUAUGGUACAUGCUGUUCAAUUCAAAAACGGAUCAGCAAGUUACGCUUGUCGUUUCACUGAAACUGAAAGAUUGGUUCAAGAGAAAGCUUUGGGUCGACCUGUUUUUCCAAAAGCCAUUGGUGAAUUACAUGGUCAUUCUGGUAUUGCAAGGCUUAUGUUGUUUUAUGCACGUGGUGUUUUUGGUCUUGUUGAUCAUAGUAACGGAACUGGUGUUGCUAACGCUGGUUUGGUUUAUUUUAAUAACCGUUUACUUGCUAUGUCUGAAGAUGAUUUGCCUUACCAUGUUAGGGUAACGGCUAAUGGUGAUCUUGAAACUGAUGGAAGGUUCGAUUUCGAUGGGCAAUUAAAAUCAACAAUGAUAGCUCACCCGAAACUUGAUCCUGUUUCAGGGGAGCUUUUUGCUCUUAGUUACGAUGUGAUUCAGAAACCGUAUUUGAAGUACUUCAGGUUUUCAAAAAACGGGGAGAAAUCUAAUGAUGUUGAGAUUCCUGUUGAAGACCCAACAAUGAUGCAUGAUUUCGCGAUAACGGAGAAAUUCGUUGUUAUUCCUGAUCAACAAGUUGUGUUCAAGAUGUCUGAAAUGAUCCGUGGAGGAUCACCUGUUGUGUAUGACAAGAACAAAGUUUCAAGAUUUGGGAUUUUGGAUAAGUAUGCUAAAGAUGGAUCAGGUUUGAAAUGGGUUGAAGUGCCUGAUUGUUUUUGUUUCCAUUUAUGGAAUGCUUGGGAAGAGCCGGAAACUGAUGAAAUUGUGGUGAUUGGUUCAUGUAUGACACCACCUGACUCAAUUUUUAACGAAUGUGAUGAGGGAUUAGAGAGUGUUUUAUCAGAAAUUCGGCUCAAUUUGAAAACUGGAAAAUCAACAAGAAAGGCUAUUAUUCAAAACGAAGAAGAACAGGUGAAUUUAGAAGCAGGAAUGGUGAACAGGAACAAACUUGGGAGAAAAACACAGUAUGCAUAUUUGGCUAUUGCUGAACCAUGGCCAAAAGUUUCUGGUUUUGCCAAAGUAGACCUUUUUACAGGUGAAAUUAACAAGUUCUUUUAUGGUGACAACAAGUAUGGUGGGGAGCCUCUUUUUUUACCAAGAGACCCAAACUGCAAAGAUGAAGAUGAUGGUUACAUUUUAGCUUUUGUGCAUGAUGAGAAAGAAUGGAAAUCGGAGCUGCAAAUUGUUAAUGCAAUGACCUUAAAGUUAGAGGCCACAGUGAAACUUCCAUCAAGAGUCCCUUAUGGUUUUCAUGGAACUUUCAUAAAUGCCAAAGACUUGGCACAUCAGGCCUAAUUUGGAAGGCGAAAAAGGGGCUGAAUUUGCAAUUUGUGGCUAUUACAGAGGAGAUUUACCAGAGGGAUGGUUUAGAUUAUACGUCCCCGGAAUUUCCUCUAUAAUAGGAUUUUCUUUCAUUAUUUUUACUUUUUUUUAAAAAAAAUAUUGUGAGAGAUUUUCAGAGACCAUGCUUGUAGCUUGGAUGUAGUUAGAAAUUGGAGCUCAGCUGGUUUUUCUGCUUAUUCUUUCACAUUUCUAUUGUGCAUGUGAGAGAGUAUAUAUACCAUAUAGGAAUACUAUACAAUGUUCCUGUAACUCUCUGUUUCUUGUAUAUGAAGAAUGAUGGCCUAUACUAUUUCCA